CUGCCGGAGCUGUAGUGACUUUUUCAGCGACCUGCUAUUGUUUUCUUGUUUGAUAUAAACUGCUUUGAAAACAAAAAACUUUUCAACGUGACCCCUGUGCUGAGGCUUGGGGACGUGAUUUGUUUCGACAACUUUCCAUAAGGCAUCACCGAGAAUCAUGAAUUUACAGCAUGCUAAAUGGAGAUCAGAGCACCACAGCAAGCGCAGAGAGGACCGUCUGUACAAACAGCUUCUGAAUAAUGCAAGCCAAAUCCUUUCUUUCUCCGAUGAAGUUAUGGACGAGAUGGGGGCCAUUUCAUACAAAAAAGCUGACUUUAGCUGGCUUUUCCAUGCCACGGGCCCCUUAGCUCCAGGUAACGUUAUCAGAUUAAAGAAAAUAAAGAGGCAUGAGAACAAUGAUAAACCCUGCAACAUCAAUUGUUUAACCAAAGAAGAAGGCAGCAUUUCUGUACAGGCUCCUGCGGUGAACACUAAGGAGUCCCCUACAGAGGACUGGGAAGCCCAGAGCAGCAGGUGGCAGGAGUUUGCACAAAAUAAAACAAGUCAACUAUUACAACUGAGAAAACACAGGAUACCAGGUAAUGUGCUCUCUCCAAUAAGCAAAGAUGUGCAGAACCGCUUGAAAAAGACAGCAGCCACUUUGACCAGCAAGCACAUUGAGAUCCCACAGGCCCCUCGGCUACAGGAUAUCUUGAAUCCAAGUGCUGGCAGUCAUGUCACAAAUAACGUCUCUGAACAGGAGAUCUUCUCAGCAGGAACUGAUAGGACGGUAAAAGUGGAACAGCGAUGGAUGGAUCAGCCCACUAAAAUUGACUCUGCCCUCAAACAAUCUGUGGCUGAACGUUCAUCACUUCGUUAUGCAGUUGAUCAAUGGAGGAAUGCCUGCAACAUUAAGUUGCCCUUGCAGAGAGUGACCAUCGAAGGCCUUAAAAUGGCUCUUAGUGACCCUAAUUGCCCAGUACGGCUGGAGGCCAUCAUAACUUGUACUUUGGGAGCAGUUAAUGGACCACAAGAAGAGCUUGACCCUGGCAAAGCAGGUAAGGGAUGCAAACUGAAGGCAGUUCCUCAGGAGCUGCAGGCUCUCAUUGUCUCGGCGCUUGAUGACCCAGUGAAGAGAGUUCAGAUGGCUGCUGCAGUGUGCCAGUAUGCCAUGAGGACACCUAACGCACGCGCCAGAGACAUACUACGGAGCACAUUGAUGCAAGACCCUUCUGGCACAGGUGCAGACAGCUGGGUAGCUGCACAGUGCUUGGCGAUAGACGGUGAUACGAGUCAAGCUGUCAUACAGAGACUCUUGUCACAGCACUUUCUCAGAGACGCUACUUCAGAUCACGAGCAGUCUAGGAUGCUACUCUCCAACAUUAGCAGCAACACUACACUAGUGCGCUCUCUUCUGGCAGAAGAGUUAAACAGUGCUAACUGCAGAACACGAGUUCAGGCCUGUGCUAGCAUUGCACAGCUCAGAAGUCCAAUAAACAAGGAUCUUUGCAACAAACUGAUAUACAUGAUGUGGAACGACUGGAGCUGUGCUGUUCGUCACGCUGCAGCACUGGCUCUGAGUAAAAUGGAUGCGGCCAGAGAGAUGCACAGUGAGCUGAGUGCGAAACUGAAGGAGGGUCCAACUGCUUGGCGGUUGGAAGCGCUGAUCUUCAUUGGUCAGCUCAGUAUAAUGACACCCAAGCUACUGCCUACAUUCCUGCGGUGCUUUAAUGAUGACUUUGUGGCUGUGCGCAAACAGGCUUGUUUGACUGCAGCAUCUCUAAUGAUGGAUGACCAGUUGGUCCUGGAUCAGCUUAUGAACCUGAUGCAGAAUGAUCCAUUAUGGGAGGUGAAAGUGGAAGCAAUUGAUGCUUUAGGGCAAAUAGGUUGUAUGAACCCACCCCUCCAGGAGUUGCUGAUGUGGGCUGUACACCAUGAGGAGGAGCCCAGUGUGCGCAUUGCUGCCUGUAAGGCCCUGAGCACUCUAGAUGCAAAUGGCCCAGAAUUACAGCAUUUUCUACAGGAGCGUAAUGCACUGGAACCCAACGCUGAUGUGCAGAGGCACAUUGAAAGUCUUCUGAAAAAGCAUGGAUACAGUCUGGGGGGAAACGAAAGCAAGAUUCAUGAGAUAAAGCUCCAGGUGGAGCUGUUGUGUACAAAACACAUCAUUACACAGAAAGUGCUCUUAAUGGAAGAGAGUAGAAAGCAGCAAGAGCAAAAAUUAUUGUGCUGAAUUUAUGGUUUCAUUUGUCCUGCUAUAUCAAAUAUUAUAUAUCCAGAAUCAAAUCUUUUAAGAUGUUCCACCUAAAAAUCACCCACUGCUAUUGCAUACAAUCAAGUAAGCAGGCAAGUAAUGAUCAAACUUGUUUUGAUGCAUCAGGUAUAUAGCUGUUC
Messenger RNA from Carassius carassius (crucian carp), 2373 nucleotides. RefSeq names its product HEAT repeat containing 4 (gene heatr4). NCBI's taxonomy places the organism in Eukaryota, Metazoa, Chordata, Actinopteri, Cypriniformes, Cyprinidae. Gene Ontology annotation, molecular function: oxidoreductase activity. The transcript is spliced from 15 exons. The coding region runs from base 158 to 2212 and encodes 684 amino acids. The record is from RefSeq and is a predicted model, not a curated record.